Messenger RNA from Acyrthosiphon pisum (pea aphid), 3782 nucleotides. RefSeq names its product two pore potassium channel protein sup-9. Gene Ontology annotation, molecular function: potassium ion leak channel activity; outward rectifier potassium channel activity. Bases 616 to 1680 code for a protein of 354 amino acids. Gene Ontology annotation, cellular component: plasma membrane. The transcript is spliced from 9 exons. The record is from RefSeq and is a predicted model, not a curated record. NCBI's taxonomy places the organism in Eukaryota, Metazoa, Arthropoda, Insecta, Hemiptera, Aphididae. Gene Ontology annotation, biological process: stabilization of membrane potential; potassium ion transmembrane transport.
GCGGCGGCGGCGCUCUCGGCGCACGGCGAUGGUGGCGGCGACCGGCACACAGCGACUGACGGACACCCAGCGAAUAUGAUAUUAUUAUCGUCGUUAUAAUAUUAUUAUGCUUUUGGCCGCCGAAGAAAACGAGGAAAACGAUACGGACGUUAGCUUUGAGAUCGCACCGGAUGUAAGUAGUAUAUAUUGGUAACCAGUGAAGAGGUGGUGAGGGUCACGUGUCUAUACAACGUGGUACUGAAUUCAAAUAUCUAGUGUGGGUUUGGCUUAUUCUCGGUAUGAGUAUACUCAGCACCACUUCAUCAAAACUACCACCAAAGAAACAAUGCCAGCCCUAAAGACAUUUUAGAGCACAAUCACGUUCUUCUGCCAAAAUCGUGAACAAUAAUUCCAAUCAACGAAAACGGCACUAUAAGACUUAGUUGGUACUAUCCAUCCGCCAUCGAUGACAGCUGAUUCCGUAAAAUUAUCUAAACUUAUCCUCUCUCAGAAAUAAUCUCUCGCUCCCUCGUUGCCAAAUAAUUUUUCUUUGAGUAACUAUAUACUACAGGAAUAUAUAAACUGCAAUCCUGAAAUUUAAGUUAUAUAGUGACACGAAUCGAAUAAACAAGAAACAUGAAGCGGCAGAACGUGCGCACACUGUCCCUAGUAGUUUGCACAUUCACAUACUUGCUAGUAGGUGCUGCGGUAUUCGAUGCAUUAGAAUCGGAAACCGAGAGAAAAAGAUGGAAUCAUCUUCUAGAACUAAAAGCAGCGUUGGUGAGAAAAUACAGCAUAAGCGAAGAUGAUUACAGGAUGAUGGAGGUUGCCAUCAUCGAAAACAAACCUCACAAGGCUGGACCACAAUGGAAAUUUGCGGGCGCGUUUUAUUUCUCCACAGUCGUUUUGGCUAUGAUCGGUUAUGGGCACUCGACACCAGUGACAAUUGGUGGCAAAGCAUUUUGUAUGGCAUACGCUAUGGUGGGCAUACCAUUAGGACUUAUUAUGUUCCAGAGUAUUGGUGAACGUUUAAAUAAAUUUGCGUCCGUAGUAAUUAGGAGGGCCAAACAGUAUUUAAAAUGUAAAAAGGAAGAAGCCACGGAAAUGAAUCUAAUGUUCGCCACUGGACUACUGUCGUCGGUUAUCAUCACCACUGGUGCGGCCGUUUUUUCAAAAUACGAAGGAUGGAGCUAUUUCGAUAGUUUUUAUUAUUGCUUCGUCACGCUCACCACCAUUGGUUUCGGAGAUUACGUCGCACUACAGAACGAUCAAGCCUUGACGACAAUGCCGGGAUAUGUGGCACUUAGUUUGGUGUUCAUUUUGUUUGGACUCGCCGUUGUUGCCGCCAGCAUCAACUUGUUGGUACUGCGUUUCAUGACUAUGAACGCAGAGGAGGUGAGGCGCGAGGACAACGAGCUGCAAGGCGUGUCCCAGCACGUCAUCACCGUUGACGGCGAAGCGGUGACGUCCGUCAACGGAAAACUGUUGGCCGGACACACGGUCGGCCGGGACGCGGGUGACGACGUGGACCAGGUGUCCGUUUGCUCGUGCACGUGCGUGGGACCAGUGCAGUACGACUACAACCGGGACAUACGGCCGGCGGAAAGGGCGGCCGCAAACGCAGCGGCUGCGGCGGCCGUGGUCUACAACAGUCCGCCGACCGAACAGCCCCUGCUGUCCUUGAAGCGGGUGUCCAUAUAAAGGACAGGAGCGGGGGCGGAGAUUGAGGGUGGUUUUGGUGGAAGGUAUGACCAUAUUAUGUUAUAUUGUAAGGGCUGGGUCAGGGUGGCAGCGUGAUAUAUGAGAUUGUCUAGGGACGUAUUAUUGUUAUGAUUAUUAUUAUUUUUUUUAUAUUCACUCCCCCCCCUCACGAAAUAAAAUAUGGCCACAAGUCUAUGCCGUUACACGUUUCGUCCGAAAUAUAGGCGCAGGCAGAUUUAACAGCUGUACAGGAUCGUUCAGAAGUCUUCGUCCGAUUUCAAAAAUGAAUAUUUAUUUAACGAAUCAAGAUGCUAGGAUGAAUUGGUAUAUAGUAAAUAAUCGAGUUUCAAUAAAGUGUUUAAUAUUCAAUGUUAUGAUCUCACUCGUUAUAGGUUACCUACAUACACAUAAUAUACGAUAAGGUGUUUUUCUCAUACGUCUAUCUCGGCAGUAACCGACAACAGUUCACCAACAUUACAAACGCUCAUAAGAUGCUGUUAAUCGGCUACAAAAAUAAAAAGUUAACGAAAUAACCUCAGCUGUCGAAUCGUAACAAUAAUAGGUGACGCCUACCUGUGAUUUGUGUUUGCUGAGCCGUAGUCGGAUGAAGACUUUUGAUUCACUCUGUACAAUUAUACUCGAAUAUACAGAUCAUAUAGACAUUAGAUAUCAUAUAAUAUAUUAUAGUUGUUCUAUAUUAAUAACCGUACGCAUCUUACUGUCCUAUAGAUGAUACGGUUUAAAUCUUUACGAUCUACGGAUAGGUACCUACUCAAGUAGUACGCCUUGCCCUUGUUCAACACUAAAAUUCGCAUAUUAAAUAAAUUAUUAUAUAAUAUUACUUCCGAAGUUUGAGAGGUAGCGUUCACAUAUUUUGAGGUUCAGUAUCGUCUCCAUUCUGUGAGUUAACUGCGAUACACAUAAUACGAUACGACAGUUAAUAAAAUUAUGAUUCAAGUGUACGGAGUUGUUCGCCAGCGCUUUCGACGGGUUUAAAAAUGGAAAUUUCAACGACUUUUUAUAACUAAUAAAAAUCAAAAAAUAUUAUGUAGGUAACAAGAUUACACCUAAACUGACGAUGGCACCGGACCAGUUAUUAAAUUACUUGAUUCUUCCAACGAGAUUUUGACGCGAUUUGCAAUUUAAUGACGCGAAUAAAUUAAGUUAGACAUUGGACCGGUUGUGUAACAGCGACACACUGCUUUUCACCAGCGUAUUAUAAAACAUUAAUAUUGUUAAAUAUUGUAAAAUACCUACCAACCUAUGACCGUUUUAAAUUUUUUUUUUCAAAUAGCUACUUUGUUUGUGCACUAUUUUGUAGUAGGUACGUUAUUUCAUUAUCUAAAUAAUACCAAAAUUAAUUCAUUGAUUGUGAUUGUAUAACUUGCGUUUUACUUUUUAAAACCGAUAUGAAACGAUCUAAUAGCCAUUUUCCGUAGGUGCCUAUGUAUAUGUUUAUUCUGUAUAAAAUCAAGAGUACCUACCUAUAUUAGUAACAUCUUCUUUGGAAUAAUUUAUAUAAAAAAAUUAUUUGUCUGCGGAGGCUAUAGUGUCAUAAUAUAGUGAUCAGACUGUACUCUGCGUACUACACACACUUUAUAUUAUUCAUAAACGAUUUUCGUCCAUAUGACGGUCCCCAAGACAUUUAAAUAUCGUAUAAUUAUUUUUAAAGUUUCCUAUAUUUUGAUCCCGUUUUUUUGACUUUAAUACAGCGUAUUAUAAUAUUAUUAGUGGGGUCACGACGACGGUGACGACUUUACAUGUAGACAAUCCCAUUUAAACCACAUUCGAUUUUAUCCAAUUACAAUGCCAUAUAAACUGUAGCAGUUUUAAAUCCUCGGGUGUAAAAUUAAUCAAUCUCGUAUAUUACCGACCUACUUACAUUUUUGUUUUUCAUUUUAACCGAACAUAGUAAUUUCAUGAUAAUUUAUUAAAUAUCAUAAUAUGAAAACGUAAAUAUGUUAAAACGAAAUAUCAUUAUUUAUUGUUUAUAAGUUUUAAAUUGUAAUAAACGACAUAAUAUUAAUAUUAUUAUGUAUAGAUUUUGUAUUUUUUUUUUCAUGUUUUCGUUGUUAAUAUAAUAUGAUUAUCAAUAAUUAUUA